GAAGGGGCGCGGGAGGGGGGGGCCGGCGGUGCCGCGGGGGGGCCAUGGCGGUGCCGCCGCCGCCGCCGCCGGGCCCCGAGCAGGCCCCGCGGUACCAGGAGUGGAUCCUGGACACCAUCGACUCGCUGCGUUCGCGCAAGGCGCGGCCGGAUCUGGAGCGCAUCUGCCGCAUGGUGCGGCGGCGGCACGGCCCCGAGCCCGAGCGCACCCGUGCCGAGCUGGAGAAGCUGAUCCAGCAGCGCGCCGUGCUCCGCGUCUCCUACAAGGGCAGCAUCUCGUACCGCAACGCCGCCCGCGUGCAGCCGCCGCGCCGCCCGCCGCCGCCCGCCCGCCGCCCGCCGCCCGUCAGCCUCCGCGACACCGCGCGGCUGCUCGGCGGCGACGGCCGCCUCACCCGCGGCCGCCUCCAGGGCUCGGCCGCUCCCGGCGGCGGCGGGGGGGCGGCCGGGGCGGCCCCCGGGGCGGGCGGCGGCGGCGGAGCGGGCGGCGGGGCCCGGCCCGAGCGCACCCGGCUGGGCGCCAUCGCCACGGCCCGCGGGGAGCGCGGGAGAGCGGCCGCGGGGAGGGCUCGGAAGCCCCCCUGCAGCAGCAGCGAGGCCUCGGCGCGGGAGGAGGAAGAGGAGGAGGAGGAUGAGGACGAAGACGACGAGGACGGGACGGGCUCGGAGGCCUCGGAGGACGCGGGGCCGCCCCGGCAGCUGAACGGGGAGGGCCGGGGGGGGCCCCCCCUGCGCCCCCCGGGGCAGCCGCCCCCCGAGCGCCCCCCCCAGGCCAAGGCCUGCGCCCCGGGGGAGGGCGGCUGCCAGCACAUGGCCCCCCUGAAAAAGGAGGGGGCCUUCGGGCAGCCCGACAGAGCAGUGUCCCCAGCGCUGGCGGGGGCCGAGCCCUCGGUGCCGCUGUCCCCAGGCCGGCCGGGCCCCCAGGCUGCCGAGGGAGCCCCGUUCAGCUGCACGCCCGGGCGCAAGGACAAGGCCGUGGACCCGGUGGAGUGGUCGGUGCGGGACGUGGUCGAGUAUUUCACCGAGGCCGGGUUCCCCGAGCAGGCUGGGGCCUUCCAGGAGCAGGAGAUCGAUGGCAAGUCGCUGCUGCUGAUGCAGAGGGCCGAUGUGCUCACCGGCCUCUCCAUCCGCCUGGGCCCCGCGCUCAAGAUCUACGAGUACCACGUGAAGCUGCUGCAGCGCAGCCACUUCCAGGACGAGGAGCCCCCCCCGGAGCCCUUCCCGGCCUGAGAGACCCCCGGGGACACGGGGGGACCCCCAGGGACACCCCCAAAGCCCCGGGGACGCCCCCAGACCCGCGGGGACACCCCCGGAUCCGGGAGGGCUCCUCCCUCCCCGCUGCUGCACACUGAGACUUUGGGGGGUGGGGUCGGGGGGUCCCACCCCUUUUUGGGGGUCCCACCUCUCUUUGGGGGCUCCCACAUCUAUUUGGGGGGGUCCCACCUGUCUUUGGGGGGGUCCCAUCCCUUUUUAGGGGGGUCCCAUCCCUAUUUAGGGCGGCCUUGCCUCUCUUUAGGGUCCCACCUCUAAUCUGGGGGGUCCUGCUCUCAUUUCAGGGGUCCCACCUCGCUUUGAGGGGAUCUCAUCUCUGUUUUGGGGGGUCCCAGCUCUCUUUGGGGGUCCCACCCCUCUUUGUGGGGUCUCUCUUUUGGGGGGCACCCUUCUUUUGGGGGGGUCUCACCCUUGAUUUAAGGGGGCUUCUCUUUGGGGGGGUCCACCCCAUCUUUGGGGGGCUUCUCCUGGGGGACCCCUCUUUUGGGGGGGUCACUUCUCUUUAGAGGGGUCCUCCCUUCUCUUUGGGGGGGUUCCCCUCUUUUGGGGGGUUCCCCUCUUUUGAGGGGGAUCCCACACUCUGAAGGGGUCACCCCUCUAUUUUGGGGGUCUCCUCUCUUUUGGGGGGGUCACCCCUCUCUUUUGGGGGGUCACUCCUCUCUUUUGGGGGUCCCCUCUCUCUGGGGCACACUGGGGGUGGGGACACCCCGCUCCUUGUGGGGUCACCCCUGUUUUUGGGGGUCCCUCUGGGGGCGGGGUCAGCCCUCCUUGAGGGAGCCCCCUUUUUAGGGGAUCCCCCUUUUCUCGGGGGGGUUUUUACCGCGGGGGGAGGGGGUUGGGGGGCUCUGCCCGGAGAUGUUUUAACCUUCCCCAGCUCCCCCCCCCCAAAUUGGGGUGCGGCCCCCCCCAGCCCUUGGCCACGAGGGGGGGGAGCCCCCCCAAACCCCCCGCAGUCUGUGCCCCCCC
Zonotrichia leucophrys gambelii is the source of this 2237-nucleotide messenger RNA. It is a transcript of the gene SAMD1, whose product is annotated as sterile alpha motif domain containing 1. The record is from RefSeq and is a predicted model, not a curated record. Gene Ontology annotation, molecular function: histone binding; DNA binding; chromatin binding. Gene Ontology annotation, biological process: negative regulation of DNA-templated transcription. Lineage: Eukaryota; Metazoa; Chordata; Aves; Passeriformes; Passerellidae. The coding region runs from base 45 to 1229 and encodes 394 amino acids. The transcript has 5 exons. Gene Ontology annotation, cellular component: nucleus.